This is a messenger RNA of Musa acuminata AAA Group (dessert banana), 2910 nucleotides long. RefSeq lists its product as uncharacterized. The coding region runs from base 261 to 1403 and encodes 380 amino acids. NCBI's taxonomy places the organism in Eukaryota, Viridiplantae, Streptophyta, Magnoliopsida, Zingiberales, Musaceae. The record is from RefSeq and is a predicted model, not a curated record. The transcript is spliced from 6 exons. Gene Ontology annotation, molecular function: hydrolase activity.
GGUAACUGCGUGACUCCGUUUGGAACUUUUGGUGAUCUUUGACUUAGCCGUUAGUUGAUAGCAGGUCAAUGCCCACUUCCUUCUUGGAGGAACACAUCAAAAGAACCCACCUUUCGUAAAUUCUGAUCUCUACUAUGGUUUGUGGUAUCCCCUUUUGGUUGUCACACCGUCUGAUUGAUGCUCCGAAGUGAGUAGAUCAACUUCUUUGCCUCGAAGAUUUGCGGUUCCAUUUAUUGACCAAUUGAUCAACUUCUUCUGAAAUGGCUGUCGUCGUGGUGAGUUCUUUGCCUUGUUUAUCGGGAGUAAUGCGCCACACGAAUUGUUCCGCAGAUGGAUUCGAUCGUUUGGCUUCCACAAGAUGCGGUAGAAGCACGAAGAUAGCUUGCGGUGAGAGGCAACAGAAGUUGCCCGCGAACCGUUUGUUUCGUGGUCCGUGUGACUCAGGUGACAUGAGAGUCUUUGUUUUAUCGGACUUGCACACGGACUAUAAAGAGAACAUGGAGUGGGUGAGCCGCCUUUCAACCGUUUGGUACAAGAAGGAUGUUCUUAUUGUCGCUGGAGACGUGUCGGAGACAUAUAAGAACUUCGUGUUCACCAUGGCUGAGUUGAAGCAGAGGUUUGACAGUGUUUUCUAUGUGCCAGGAAACCAUGAUCUCUGGUGUCGAAGAGAAGGUGGAAAUUUUAUGGACUCUGUGGAGAAGCUGAACGCUUUGCUUGAUGCAUGCAGCAAACUAGGAAUAGAAACCUCUCCAAGAAUUGUGGGGGAUGUGGGUAUCAUUCCUUUGUUUUCAUGGUAUCACAAGAGUUUUGACACAGAGAAAGAUAUAAGUGGCAUUCGAAUUCCAUCACUUGAGAUGGCAUGCAAGGAUUUUCACUCAUGCAAGUGGCCUUUACAACUAGCAAAUGGUGAUGUUGCCCUUGCUCACUUCUUUGAUAUUAUGAAUGAGAAGAACCAUAAUUUGUUCGAAGAGAUACGAAAGACUAGUUGUCAUUUGAUAACAUUCUCUCAUUUUGUUCCAAGGCAAGAUUUAUGCCCGGAGAAGAGGAUGCUUUUCUACCCAAACCUUCCAAAGAUAAUAGGCUCUGAUUUUUUGGAGGUCAGAAUAAGGUCUAUACAUGGAGAGAAUAUAGGCAGAUCACCGUGCCAUAUUUUUGGCCAUACACACUUCUGCUGGGAUGCCGUACUUGAUGGUGUCAGGUAUGUUCAAUCACCUUUAGCUUAUCCCAGGGAAAGGAAGAGGAGGAUGUAUGGUGGUGAAGACUGGUUGCCAUUUUGCAUCUACGAUAAGGGAUUCACUGAUAGAUUAUCACCUUCAUACUGGUCUGAUUACUACUCCAAAAUCAAAAGAGAUCCAGAAAAUACUGAUCUUGCACCAUGGGUCGCCAGAUUCUACGCAAGGUAGCCCAGGUCACUUUGUCUUCGAUUAUUUAUUCUUGACCCUCUUAUUAUGAUCUCUGGAGUAUAAUAUGUUCCAGUGAUGAAGAGAUACACACUUGGUUGUCUCUGUUGAGAGGAAACAUCGCCUCAUGGGGCUAACUGUGGGUGGAGUUCCUUUCACAACCUCGGUAGAAUAUUAAGACAUUUGAAGGAACUAUUUGAAUUGCUCCUAUUUGGAAAUAAAGAAAGAAGGAAUCUUAGACUAAAAAGGACUCUUCAUAAAGCCCUCCAUACUUGUCUCCCAAAACUCUGAAAAGGUUUCAUGGCCUCUUCUCGUCUCAGAUUGUUGUCUUCUGACAGUGGAGUGUGGACUUCACAUGGCUGGAGACAGAAUUCUUCUGAUAGCAAUCUCGAGUUAAUUGAACUGGAAGAGAGAGUCGAGAACAAAGUGAACAGAGGACAGUGAAGGUUAAGGUCGAGUGAAGUAGAUUCAACUUGAGCAUUUCUUUGCUAAUGAACCGAUCCAUCGGUGGUUUCGGAACCAUUGUCAGGUCUAGACCAUGGUUGCUAGUGAUUGAAUUCUGGGACCCGGAGACAAAGUAGCCCCCUAAAGAGUGACUGAAUCAACCUCCCCCAGUUUCUCAAUCCAGUACUGCUGGGAGCUUUAAAGAAAGAUGAGAUAUCUCCUCAUCAGGGCUCCACAUUCCACUUGCAUCUCUGUACGACAAUAGUUUGAACUGGAUCAUACAUCCAUCAAUUAUUCUCAGAAUUUUCUUGGAUUUUCUGUUGUUUAAUUAGAUGGACAUGCUAGCAUUAAAUAUGAAGGAAGCAGUAGCAAGCUACAAGGCAUGCAGCUCUGACCUCCCUUUGCCCAUGUGAUGGCCAAAACUUGCCACAUACCAUAAUAUUGUGAACAUAGGAGCAUAAACAAAGUGAAAGAGGAAUCAAAAGUAGCACUCCCCCAAUCUUUGUCCGUCCUAUAAAGCUCUGUAACGUCCACUAUAGCCUCAGAGUUAACCCAACAAGUCUCAUUCUAUCUCACCUCUCCCUCCUAAGGAUGGACUAGAGGUCGCCUGCUCCUUGUCAGGUGCGGUGCUAUCUUGCGUCCCUCGAAGGUUUGGGAAUCUUAUUCCAUUUGCUCUCUGUGAGGUGGAGUGGUGAUGGCAGCCGCAGGAGAGGCUGGGACGGCCACAGGAGGAGGGAAAGGGAGGUUUAGAAGCCUCUACUGGAGGCUCAGAGCCGGAAUAAGGAGGCAGCUGGGAAGAGCAAGAGAGAGCAAGCAGCGUUUCAGCUUCCAUUAUGAUCCCUUCAGCUAUGCGCUCAACUUCGAUGAUGGCUGCUCUGGCUUCCUCUCGCUGUAGCUCCUAGUUUCUCUUUAUUGUUCUGAGAGAUGUACAGCGACAUAUCUCUGGAGUAAUGGGUGUUUCUGGCUUCUUUGUAGCUGCGUUGGAAUGUAGGGAAGCAGAGGUGAAGAAAUAUAUCAUGGCAGCUCAUCAAUGUUGAUGUUUUAGUAGAUAAUCAUCUUUCGUUUA